This is a messenger RNA of Manis pentadactyla (Chinese pangolin), 819 nucleotides long. RefSeq names its product sperm acrosome associated 1 (gene SPACA1). The record is from RefSeq and is a predicted model, not a curated record. NCBI's taxonomy places the organism in Eukaryota, Metazoa, Chordata, Mammalia, Pholidota, Manidae. Gene Ontology annotation, cellular component: acrosomal membrane. The transcript is spliced from 7 exons. The coding region runs from base 1 to 819 and encodes 272 amino acids. Gene Ontology annotation, biological process: acrosome assembly.
AUGAGCGCGGGGGGCGAGGCCUGCUGCCCCGGGCUGCUGCUGACGCUCAGCUGGCUGCUCCUGGCAGGCCUCCGGGCCGCCUGCGGGGUCAACGAUGCCGCUGUCCAGGAUCCCAGCUUGGUCCGCGAGGGUGCGGGUGCGGACGAGGCCCAUGACGAGGGCAAGACCCAGAGCUUCAGCGAGGCAGACCCCGAGGCUCGGGCUGAGAUGGGGCAGGACGUUUCAAAUAUGACAGCAGUCAAAGAAGUAGAAUUUGGGAUGUGCACUGUUACAUGUGGUAUUGGUAUUAGAGAAGUUAUAUUAACAAAUGGAUGCCCUGGAGAUGAAUCCAAGUGUAUCAUACGGGUGGAGGAAUGCCGUGCGCCAGUGGAUUGUGGCUGGGGCAAACCAAUUUCAGAAAGUCUUGACAGUGUUAGACUGGCAUGUAGUCAUACAUCUCCCAUAAACCGUUUCAAGUAUGUUUGGAAGCUUCUCAAGCCAGACCAACAACCUGUUAUACUUUCACAUGAUUCAGCAAUCAUCGAAGUAACCAGGGACAUUCACCCCUUGGCUUUCCAGUGCGACACCUUUGAUAAUAAUGAACUAGUAGCAUCUAUUAAAUUCACAGUCUAUACAACAAGUGAGUUGCAGGUGAGAAGAUUAAGCCGACCAGAAACUGAUGCAGUCCUAGUGUUUGUGCUGACCAUUGGAGUCAUUAUGUGUAUAUUCGUGAUCUUUAUACUGAUCUUCAUAAUUAUAAACUGGGUGGCAGUCAAGGCUUUCUGGGAGACAAAAGCCUCAACAACUGACAUACAAUCUGAGCCGAAUUUAGUGAAAUAA